Schistosoma intercalatum is the source of this 1631-nucleotide messenger RNA. NCBI's taxonomy places the organism in Eukaryota, Metazoa, Platyhelminthes, Trematoda, Strigeidida, Schistosomatidae. The record is from the annotation of a GenBank genome assembly.
AUUAAUUUUUAUUUACGUUCCUCAUUUUUUUUCUUCCUAAAUUCUCAUUGUUCUGUGUGGCGCAUAUAUAUUUGGCGCACUCCUGUACCAAUAUAUAUGUGUUCAAAUAAAUAAACACUGUCCGGUCAUUUAAAAGGAGUCCUUUUCAAAGAGGAACGAGAUGCGAUGAUACUCAGAAACAAAAAUUAAUCAAUGACCAAAAAGUGAAGAACUGUAGAUUGUUAGGACCAAAAGUGCUAACUAGUUCAAUCCGAAACGUCGAAGAUCCAAUGUAGAAUUUUUGGAUCUAAAAAACAUUAUUGAAUCUCCACCUAUGGAUCUCGAUGCUGAUCAGAAUAUCAGAAAGUCAAAAAGACUUCGUCGUGAUUCUGUAUGUCUAUCAAAGUCAGAAAGUAAAGAGCCUUCAAAACCAUCCAGAGCACCUCGAAGAAAGUCAUUGAGAUGCCCAUUAAAGCAAUUAAAUUCGCAUGAUAGUACAUCCACUAAUCCUACUCAACUAACUGUUCAAAUGAAAAAUGAGCUACCACACAUGGAUGUUAGUUCUAUCAAUACUAUUUCAUUUGGUAAUCUGUCAAUUUCAUCACCAAACAAAUCAGAAAAUACUAAAUUAUCUCGUCCAAGUUCUUCAUUUAUUCCUGCAUUUGUUUCAGAUUUUUACCUCUCUAAAAGAUAUAUUCCCCCUAAGCACAGAGGGUUAGCCACAGUAGUUGAAGAUUCUGUUAAACGGAGUCAGCGACGUCCUAGAUCGUACAAAAAGACCGAACUUUCUCCAAUAAGACGACAAAUAUUUACAGGCCAAACUCUUGAGGAAGCUUGUGCCCCUACAGCUGCUGGUAUUGCUCCGCUAGACCCAGAACUUGUGUUGUCAGCUACACGUAAGCGUGUUAUCAGGCGUCAAAGGCUUGCGAAAAAGUUAGGGUUUCGUGGCAUUAGUAUAUCCAAGCAGACUGAAGAGAACUUUGCUAAGUUUCUUUCACAAUCAAAUUUGAAUUCUUCUCACAGUAGCUCAGCAUCUAUCUGAGAUUAAAUGCAAUUGUCCUUCAUAUUAAUCUCGUACUGCAUAUUGAUACCUACGUCUUUCAAUUAAAUAUCAAAAUUCAGACCCUCCUUGUUUUAUGUAAAUCUUUUAUUUAUAUGACAGAUAUUUCCACCAGUGUUCACAUAGAAUCUUUCAUACAUGGUUUGCAAAAGCAUCGUAAGAACUUCAUAUUUCAUCCCUUUUAUCUUGCAUAUGGUAUCGUGUUGUGUAUACUUUUUGAUUAAGUAUGAAACCUGUUCAGAUUUUUUACAACUUACGUUUACAAAACGAAUUUGACUUUUAACUCUCUUUAGAUUUUGUUACAGCCCAAAAUGUGGGGGAUUUUACAAAACAUCAUUUAAUCUGAAUAUAAUCUUUUUCGUUCUUUUGAAACAAAUAUCCUCAUAUUUUUCAAAAGCGUUUCUUUUGUAAAGUUGGGCUAUGCCUCAAAUACUGAGACACGUUGCAUAUCAUUUUUAUCAGUAAGCUUUUACCACAGAUUUUAAAUGUGACCAUUAGCAAACUUUUAAAUUAAAAAGAAAUCAAUAACGUGGUUGAGUUUUAAGAUUUUUUCAAUAUUGCUUGAUCGGCAGUUGGGUGCCCAGGUUUCUAA